CAUAAACAACGAAAUCAAUCAGUUCAAUGAUUUUUACACGAAAAAGUGUAGCAACAGUUUUAUAUUUACUGUUGAGUUUCAUCAAUGGAAUUUCAACUAAUAAUCAAGAAAAGAACGAGAAGUUCGAGAGCUUGGAUAAGUUAGAAUUCCAGGCAAAGAAUGAACAAUUUAACGUUCAAAAAGAAAUAUUACAAUUGCAGGAUUUGAAGUAUGAAACGCAGCAACAGUUGAGGGAGAUAAAAAGUGCAAAUAUAUUUCUGACCAACAGAGUGGAUAACCAAGAAGAAAGGAUACAUAUACUGGAAUCUAUAUUGCAACAGUUCAAGGGAAUAGGGUCGAAUGGAGCGACACCAGCUUUUUAUGCAUACAUGACAAAAGAUGAAAGUAAUCCAGGAGUUGGACACACACUGAUAUACGACAAUGUAAUUGUCAAUUUUGGUAACUCAUACAAUCAUUCAAGUGGAAGAUUCACAGCUCCAACCCCAGGACUAUAUAUUUUUUCGUAUUCAACAAUUCCGUCUAGCAAUUCAGAUAUUCCUACUGAAAUUGUGAAGAAUCAAGAAGUCAUUGGCGCAACAUAUUCGAAUAAUAAAUAUCACUAUACUUCAACCUCCUCUUCGACUGUUGUCGUUAGCAUGACUGCAGGUGAUGUAUGCUUUGUCCGAACAAGCAAAUUCAAUACUCCUAGUGGGAGUGUCUAUAGCCGAAAUGAUGGACGAACAUCGUUUUCUGGAUGGCUUCAGUUUUAUGUAGAAUAAAGAAGGCAAAGAUUUU
Mytilus trossulus (common blue mussel) is the source of this 774-nucleotide messenger RNA. RefSeq names its product complement C1q-like protein 4. The record is from RefSeq and is a predicted model, not a curated record. Gene Ontology annotation, molecular function: protein binding. NCBI's taxonomy places the organism in Eukaryota, Metazoa, Mollusca, Bivalvia, Mytilida, Mytilidae. The transcript is spliced from 2 exons. The coding region runs from base 27 to 758 and encodes 243 amino acids.